AUGGCCUCUGCCAUGCCAGGGCAGGGCCGGCUGCCGGAGUGCAAAGCGGAGGGGGAAGGCAGCACACCCCCCCGCACACAGACACGCGUGGACGGGCUCGGGGUGGCCCCGCCCUCCCCCACCCGGAAGUGUGGUGGUAGGAGCUGCCGGCGCGGUUACGCGACUGCGGCCUGUCUUCCCUGCCCGUCUCGGCGCCGCGGAGGCGGAGGCUAUCGGGUGGAUGCGGCCCAGCCUCUGCCCGCCCGGUUCCGGGCCCUCUUCACCCUACGCAACCUGGGCGGGCGUGCGGCCGUGGACUGGGUCAGCCGGGCCUUCGGCGAUGGUUCCGCGCUGCUGAAGCACGUGGUCUACUGUCUGGGCCAGAUGCAGGACGAGGCAGCCAUCCCUGUGCUCAUCCGGGUGCUGGAGGAUGUUGCCCAGAAGCCCAUGGUCAGGCACGAGGCGGGUGAAGCCCUGGGUGCCAUUGGGAAUCCUGAUGUGCUGGAUAUCCUGAAACGCUCUUCAGAGGAUCCCGUGAUUGAGGUGGCGGAGACAUGUCAGCUGGCAGUGAGGAGGCUGGAGUGGCUGCAGGAGCACAAGCAGGAGCCAGACACCAGCCCCUCUGUGGAUCCUGCUCCCCCUGCUGAGGAGAUGGAUGUUGCCAAACUCCACAAAACCCUCCUGGAUGAGUCAUGCACGCUGUUUGACCGCUACAGGGCCAUGUUCGCCCUGUGAAACCUGGGAGGCCAGGCUGCUGUGUUGGCGCUGGUGGAUGGACUGUGCUCUGGCAGCGCCCUCUUCCACCACGAGAUCGGCUAUGUGCUGGGCCAGAUGCAGGAUGAGGCCUGCAUCCCGCAGCUGACGGCUGCACUGCGCAGCCACACCGAGAGCCCCAUGGUGCGCCACGAGUGCGCCGAGGCCCUGGGUUCCAUCGCCUGCCCCUCCUGCCUGGAGACCCUGUGUGCCUUUGCCUGUGAUGAGGAACGGGUCGUGCGGGAGAGCUGUGAGGUGGUGCUGGACAUGUACGAGUAUGAGAAUGGUGCCCAGUUCCAGUAUGCUGACGGGCUCUGCAAGCUGCAGACCUCUGCCUGAGCCCCAGCUGGAGGGGUGUGGGCUGGGCAUGCUGCCUCCCACCCCCCUCUGGCUGCACUUUCAUGGCUGCCUCCAUCAACAUGGAUCCAUGCCUUGCUGCAGCAGAGGUGGAGGAGAAACUGGAUUUGCUCUCUGGCACAAUUACAGCCACCUUCUCCCUUCAAAUCCAGGCUAGGCUGCUACUUGCCCCCCCCGCCCCACCACUCCCCAUUUCCUGGAUCUGCCCCUCUUUCCCUGCCAGGAUCAGCACUGCCUGCCCACAGGGCUUGGACCGAGUGGGCUCUGCUCUGCACGUCAGAGCCUGUCAUGGCUGUGCAGGGGCCACGGCUGCUCUGGGCUUGUGCUGCCAUGGCGGCUUGGUGUGAAACAGCUCCGCUUUCCCUGCCUGAGCUUUGCUGGGGGGCCAGGGCUGGCUUUGGGCACUUGCUCUCAUAGGUUGUUGCAAUGUGAUGCCUCGAAGGUGCUGAGCUGGGUCCCUCCUUGCCUCUGUGGUGAAGGAGCUGCUGUGGGUUUGGCCUCUCCUGUCGGGGCAGGCCGGGACUGUGCUUGUGGCAGCCUUUGCUGUGGGAUGGGGGUUGUUUCAUGGCAAAGUUUGGAAUAUUUGGCUGCGCUUUUUCUUUCUGCAGGGAAUGGCACUGCCAUUAGGGCUUACAGGGUGAGGCAGAGCCUGCCCAGACUUCCCUCUGUGUUUAACCAGACCUGGGAGGGCUGGGGCUGGUGUCUGCUGCCAUCACCCAGCACCCAAACCCCUUGGGCAGGCCCGUGUGGGCACAGGAGGGGCUGGCAGGGACUAAAGCGCUGGCGGGGGAAACUCCCAUGUGAGUUGAGCUGUGAUUUAGCCCUUGCUCGGAUGCAGGGUGCACCCAGUGCUGAAGGGUUGGGCCCUGAUGGAGAGCCCUGGAGCUGCCAUGAUGGAAUCAUAGAAGAGAAUCAUUUAGGUUGGAAAAGACCUUUAAGAUCGAGUGCAACCGUAAUGGGAGGAGACAGCAUUGAGUGGAGUCCCUGAUGGUAUGGGGUAAAACUGUGUUUCCCCCCCAGCAGGCCCAGGGAGGAGGGCAGACAUUGCCCGUGGGGUACCCCAGGAGUCCCCACGGUCCUGCCCAGUGGAGGGGCUUGCACCCCAUAGCACCCACCUGCUGCGCCGUGGGGACUGGUGUCCCGCUGAUGGGGCUUUUCCCCUUUGAAGUCUGCCUCUGAGUCAAUCCUGGCCUCAAUCGUCUUAGUCCCUAAAGCUACUGCUGCGGUCAGCUUGGCAUCCCUGGGGCUCUGGUACUUGGGGACAGCUAGAGCAGGGAGCCCCAGCCAUGGCCCAGUCUGGCCCAGUUCAGGACUCCAUGGGAGAGGGUUUUACUGGAGACAUGACCAGUUUUGGUCACCCAUACACACUUACUGGAAGUCAGACCUGCGUGCCCAAGUGCUGUGGAUGGGGUCACUCGCAUGUGAUGGUGGAGGAUGAGGGCCCCAAACCUCUAUUCCUUGGCAUUGGAGAUGACCUGAUGUUUUCACACCAUUUGGAGUCAGCAGAUGCCAUGCGGCUUCUUGCCCCCUUUCCCUCAUCCUCCAUAGCCCCUGGGUGAUGGGCAGGACCCAGCUGGCACCACCAAGUUCUGGGGGCCUCUAUGCUCAUCUCCAUCCCCCAUGGGCAGUGGCAUGUGCCAUUUCCCCCUUGCCAUGUUACUGGUGUAGGGUGGCUGCCAGCUCCACACCGGGACGUUACCAGCAUGGGGGCUGUGGCACGCUGCCCGUGUGUUUGUCUCCACUCCGGCUGCUCAACCCUUGCUCUCCGGUGUUCCUGCAGGUGACUUGCUCAGACCAUGCAAGGCUGUUUCAAAAUU
Molecule: messenger RNA, 2906 nt
Organism: Phalacrocorax carbo (great cormorant)
Lineage: Eukaryota; Metazoa; Chordata; Aves; Suliformes; Phalacrocoracidae
Source: RefSeq, a predicted model, not a curated record